Molecule: messenger RNA, 1728 nt
Organism: Saccoglossus kowalevskii
Lineage: Eukaryota; Metazoa; Hemichordata; Enteropneusta; Harrimaniidae
Biological process (GO): protein phosphorylation
Molecular function (GO): protein serine/threonine kinase activity; ATP binding
Source: RefSeq, a predicted model, not a curated record
AUGCGUGUACCGGUUAUGAUUGAACGUGCUUCUGAAUUCAGUUUAUUUCGUUGUAUUUUAUUGAAGAAAAUAGUUGACAAACUAAAGACAUAUUUAAAGAUGAGUGAAGACCAGGGAAAGCUGCUUCAAGCUGUCACUAAAUUACGUAACUUGAUCGAUCGCGGCAAACUGGUUCUUGUGAUUGGGGAAGGGGCUUCUAUUUUACCACAACCUGCCACAAUUGAUGACUGGUGGACGCUGUUUCCCAACUUACAAAAUGAGAAUGUUGCAGACAUCCUUAUUACAAAAGAACAAUCCUACCUCGGCAAGCAGCAACAUGGUCAAUCUAGAUUCCACAGUGUUCUUCGAGCUUUGGGUAAAUUCCCACUAAUCAUUACCACUAACCUUGAUGAACUUUUAGAACGCUUUCUCUGGAACAAUGGUACGGACGGAGAAAAAAUGUGCUUGAAUCAGAUUGCGAAGCUGAAAAAUUGUUGGUCAAAUUAUCAUCGUGGCUUCAUUGUUAAAUGUUUUGGUGACUCAGGAUUUCAGACAAGAGCAUCUGAAUCACAUAAAGAAUACUUCUACUCAUUGUGUGAAAAGCAGAGCUGCGAUGAAAACAGUAAAUUUAUCCGUCAAUUAUUCGACGAAUGCAGUGUUCUUUUUCUCGGUGUUGACGCAGACCACCCGCUUUAUCAGCGUUUUAUUAACAAGUUUGCCGUUUCCGCUAAGACCACUCAUUACAUUUUCAAACAAGGUGAAUCUAACGAGAGGACAUUCCAGCAGCAUGGCAGUCUAUUGAAACUCACUGUGGAUUUAGAAAUAUGGGAAUUUGCACAACACUUGAGCAGCGGCAAGGGAAUACAAAAUAUUGACGACAUUCAACAUGGCAAGAUUUAUGAGAUUUCGUUUCUGGCAACCCAGCGUGAGAGUUACUUAAAACAACAGCUUCUACUAGAACAACAUGCUACAGAAAUUGCAUACCAUACUACUAACAUAACGAAUGCACUGACAACGGAUGAAUUAUUAGAGAAAGCUUUCAGACCUUCACUUGUCAAUAUUUACAAGAAAGACCCAUUCGGUAGCUUCUCGGACAACACGGUUGACAAAUGUCUUGAGGCAAUGCAUAAGAGGAAGCAACACCUCAUUCAGGCUAUCAACAAUGGAAUAAAGGUCAUCGCUGUGUUCUCUAUGAAGAAGUGCUGGCGGAAAUCGACCCUGCCAAACAGAAGGAUGAAGAGAAGAGAAAGAUGGCUCUUCGAAAACACGCACAGGCUAUUUUACUGUGCAAUACCCUCUUGAAAACAAAGAGUUCUCUUGAAUUGCUGAUGGUAGAAGGCAAAGAGAAAGACUCUACAGACACGCAGAGACUUAAGAAAGAAACGUUUGCGAUUAUAAAAUUGAAGGGAGGUAUAGACGAAGCCAGUUGUUACGCAGAAACUGCAACAGAAGGCCAAAAAUCUGUCAACGUGACAACUCAUUUAGUCGUUAUCAACGGUGAGGAAGUUGCUAGGAGAAGGAAAAUAUUUGACACAAGUCGUGAACGAGCAUGGGACUGUGAUAGAAGUGUAUUGAAACUUACAGCAGCGGUUUUACAAUACAACAAAGGAGUUGAUGCAAUUGAUUCGGAAGAUCUUAAACGGCUAAAAAGUCUCCAUGAUGUGCACUUGAUUGUUGACAAGGACAAUAUAAUUCCAAGUAAAUUGGAACCUCUAGGAAAAGGUCAGUUUGGUGAAGUAUACAAGGUGG